CAGCAGACAACACGACCACACACCGGUGUAUACCGCACCGCAUUCACUCGCUUAACCCGACGCUCGACGAAUCACCCGCGCAACUUCUAUUCCCUCACCACCACCACUACCCGCCAAAGUCGUCAACAUGCGUUUCGCUGUCGCUGCUUCCCUCGCUGGCCUCUCCGCCGUCGCCGUCGCUGAUGGCGGCUGGAGUUACGGUAGCUACAGCCCCCCACCAUCCAACAGCUCUACAGGCGUCACCGGCGGCACCACUGCUGCUCCCGUCUUGCCAGGCGCCCAGCCGCCAUCCUACACCACCGAGGUCGUCACCCAGUUGACCACUUACUGCCCGCAAGCGACUCAGAUCACCCACGGCGGAGUCACCUACACCGUGACCGAGGCCACCACACUCACCAUCACCAACUGCCCGUGUACCGUGACAAAGCCAGUCUACUCCAGCACUGCAGUUCCACCAUACCCAUCAGGCAACGUCACCACCCCAGGCGUGCCCGUGAAGCCAACCGGAACCGGCGCACUCCCGCCACCAGCCGCCACCAGCCCCAUCCCUCCAGCCUACACCGGAGCUGCCACCAAGGCCUCGUUCGGUGUCAUUCUCGCAGCUGCUGGUUUCAUCGCCGCCCUCUAAGCGUCGAGCUUGGAGCGCGGGUGAUGAGGAUGGGUGGCAUGAACGAACAGUCUUGAAUGUUGAGCUUGGGAACUCACAGCACGACAACGACAACGACAACAACAACAUCGAACGAAAGACGGCAUCACGCAUUUUGGCUUUGGCUUCCCUCUCCUCCUCCUCCGAUUCGACCUUGUAAUUCAAGAUCUCUCUAAUGCACAUUUGUCCCAAGAAGGAAGAAGAAGCGCAGAAGAAUCUAACGAACAGCUGGGAUACGGCGGCAGUGACUUAGGAUCUUUUUUUUAUCGACGACAACAUCCUCCUACUUUGUCUAUCUACUACCAUUUUUCCUUUCGAUAUAUUGUUGCUAGGUGUUUUUUUCGAAACGACUAUCGGCGUCGAGGUGUAGCUUUGUAGAUAACCAUCCCCGACCAUGGCCAUACCCCCGACACCUACACUGCUAGCCAUGGUUGAGAGAAGAAGAAGAAGAAGAAGAAGAUUGUAUCUAAUACGCGCCGCUAGAAGAUCGAGUUUCACCAAGCAACAACCCCCUUCGCUUCUUC
Molecule: messenger RNA, 1170 nt
Organism: Pseudocercospora fijiensis CIRAD86
Lineage: Eukaryota; Fungi; Ascomycota; Dothideomycetes; Mycosphaerellales; Mycosphaerellaceae
Exons: 2
Coding region: 128-628 (166 amino acids)
Biological process (GO): fungal-type cell wall organization
Cellular component (GO): fungal-type cell wall
Molecular function (GO): structural constituent of cell wall
Source: RefSeq, a predicted model, not a curated record